This is a messenger RNA of Somion occarium, 2017 nucleotides long. The record is from the annotation of a GenBank genome assembly. NCBI's taxonomy places the organism in Eukaryota, Fungi, Basidiomycota, Agaricomycetes, Polyporales, Cerrenaceae.
GUAUGACAGGCACCCGAAAGACUUCUCGAAGACUUCUGGAUCUCCCUCAAGGGGCGAUGCUGCUCGAGCUGGGGCUGCUUAAGAAGUCACAGCUUCUGCCCUCGGAACGAUUCCAUUUAAGACUCGUUGUCUGCGUGGCAUGCACCUUCACUGAGCACCCAUGGAACAUAUCAUCAGAGUCACCCGCGCGGACCUCGCUUCCGCAACGAUGUCUCGUAGCAGCGGCGAUGUCUCCCUAAGUACGCUUGUUGGUUUGGGGACCACCUCUGGCAAGGCGGUUAUGAAAGUAGGAGAGAUAGUCGUACAGGGCGUGGAUAUGAUUGGCAUUGCCGUUCGCCUGCAUAGGAUUGGGAAUAUGCUAGAAGCCGAGCAUGGACAUAUUCCUCAUGAUUGUUAUGAGGAGGUGCUGGAGUAUGGACGGCCUGGCUUAUAUCCUCGACUUAUCAGAACUCGGGCAUGGACCUUACUACUACGCUUGAUGGAAAGGCAGCGUGUUCAGGGGAUUGUCGACACACUUGUUCAGUGGUAUGAACUCGACAUACAAAUGUUCAUUCGGCAACUAUAUAUUUUUAAAUCAUCCGGAUGGCAAAUGCGUCUUCUAACCGAUCCUCGCGUCGUAUCCGAUUCUCGACUCCCAAAUACCCCUCAGCUGUCGGUGAAUGAGCAGGACAAGAACAUGGCAUCUAGUUACCUGACCAUAAUUUCCUCCCUCCUGAGGUCUAAACCAAAUGCGUUGCGUGGUGAAUUUUUGAUCGAAGAACUCGUAUUCUUGAUUACACCGACAACAGCGAUCGAUAUAGCCAUGGAGAAAAAUACGGGGAGCCAAACACUAUUCCGGCUAUACAACCAUAUCGCUUUGGAGUAUAAACACGGGCAUUCCGAUAGAUGGCGAACCUUUCCUCUGGCGGCCUGGGAUGCUAUCGAAUACUUGAGAAUGGAGGGACCGGACCAUUGCAUAGAAGUCAUGCACCAUGCACUCCAUCACUUGCAACCAUUCGCCUCCAUUGAACAACAGCCGUCGCACAACACGUCUCUCGCAGUUUAUGAGUCUGCGGGGUUGCAAAUACACGUUCAUCCAGCACUACCUAUCAUCUUAUUCGUCGCGCAUCUUUGUCUUCGUCAUCCAACGGCCUUUGAAAUUUUCCUCGGUCGCGGAUUCUUGGACAUCCUCGAACGCAUGUGGCUGCUGGACUUUCCAGGAACUGUCGAAGACGAUAGUGGAAAUUUAAUUGGCGAGGACCUGCGCACCGCUUGCUGCAUAGCUCUUAGUGUGUUUUCUGCAUACCGACAUAAUCUAGCAGAGCAACUCCGAGAAUACAAGCGGGAUUGGUUUAUGGAGGUCUGCCCUCAUUUUCUUCAGCACUAUGACGAGGUCAAUGCGACCCGUAUUCGCCUUCCAGGGGUUGAACAUCACCGUCCUGGCGAUCGGGAGGAGUUUUACGCUGUUUUAGUACAAGAACUGAGUUCGAUAUGGGCGAGUGAAAGACUUUGGGAUACUUUUUUCAUGGAGUUACACGAAGGACGCAGUUUACAUGUCUCACGAGCUAUUUUGGAGCUUGAAGUCGACGAUGCAAAAACCGUCCUGCAUUGGUUGUCGGUCUUCAGCUUAUCCGAUAUGAAGACUUUCGUAUACAAGGGAACCCUGGACGAAGUAACUCCAAAGCACAUCGGUCUAUGUGACCACCAAUAUGAGAUCAUUUGCGGUAGGGGCACAGCUUGCGUAUACCCCGGUGUACAUCAGCCAAAGUACUUUGAUCUAUGUAAACAUCAGGGCUUUCAUGACCUCAUCCAGCAUGUCCUAGCUGAGAAGCCUGGUCUACUGUACGAGGACGUGGGGGUUGAUGGAUGGUAUAAAGGCGACCGUCAUCUAACUGGGGAGGAAGUUAUCUCUGCUCUAUGCAGUUUAGGCGAAAGCGGCAGUUGAUCAUAAUGUGUAAGUCGAUUGAAUGUGUAUUAUGCGGAAGUGCAAAACGUAUAGUAGUAUAAAAUCUUGAUAAAAUCAAUUAUUCUAACUAUA